AUGACAGCAGAGGGUGAGGACAGCAGGACAGGGGCAGCAGCAGCAACAGCAGAAACAAAACCAGCACAGCAAGAGACCACAGGAGGGAGAUUGUGGAGGCAGAGGCCUGGCCUGAACUCCCGCCUGGACAAGCCCUUCCUCCUCUCCUUCCUCAGGGCACGCAAGUUUGACUAUGACAAGGCGAUGGCAAUGUUAAGAAGCUACUACAGAGCACGGCAGGGAGAACGCACCCUCUAUGUGAAUCUGGUGCCUUCAGCCCUGGAGUCAGUGUGGCCCCUGCACCUUCAGACAGUCCUGCCCACACCUGACACCCUGGGCCGCACCGUGCUUAUCUUCAGAGCUGGGGCAUGGGAUCCAGAGUCCGCCAGCUUGGACGAGGUGUUCCGGUCGCAGGUGAUGGUGCUGGAGCAUGUGGUGCGUCUGCCAGUCACACAGCUGAGGGGUGUGGCAGCUGUGGUGGACUGCGCUGGCCUCUCCAUGGGCCACGCAUACCACCUCACGCCGGCACACAUCAGGCGCAUGAUCUCUGUAAUACAGGAGGUGUUCCCGCUGCGGUUCAAGGCCCUGCACUUCGUCCAUGAGCCAGCCAUCUUUGACUGGGUGUUCUCCCUCAUUAAACCAUUCCUCUCGGAGACCAUCAAGGGCAGGCUACACUUCCAUGGGGAGGACCUGUCAUCCUUGCACCAGCACAUCCCAGCAGAGGAGCUGCCAGAGGAGGUGGGGGGCUCACUGGGGCCUCUUGACAACACCUUCCUUGUGGAGCAACUGAUGAAGAAUGAAGAGUAUUUUAGAGACCAUUUCCAGUAUGGCUUUGAGGCAACCCCAGAGCCAGCCAGGACAGGCGGCGUGCUGGAGGCAGUGACUGACGUGGGUUCCCUCCUGGGCAGUUACUAUCGGCGGAUUUGCAUUGACUAGUGCUACCGACCUGGCACUGGCGACGACUAGUGCUGGCAGGUUGAGAACUUGGCAGAAACAAGAAGUGGGAGGGGUGGGGACUUGAGUGUGUGUGUGUGUGUGUGUGUGUGUGUGUGUGUGUGUGUGUGUGUGUGUGUGUGUGUAAGGGUUAGACAAAAGUUCCUACACCCUCCCAAAUGCUCCCAAACACUCCUACACCCUGCCAAACACUCCUACACCCUGCUAAACAUUCCUACACCCUUCCAAACACUCCUACAUCCUGCCAAACACUCCUACACCCUGCCAAACACUCCUACACACACCAAACACCCAAGAAACACUCACAUAACCACCCAGAACAUUUGACUGGGGUGUGGGAACAGUGUGUGGGAGGGAUGGGAACUAGUGUGUGUGUGUGUGUGUGUGCAUGUGUGUUGUUCACCUAUAGUUGUCUGCUGGUCACUCAGCCAGCCGUUCCCCUACAGAAAGAGCUCAGAGCUUGUAUUGACUGAUAUUUGGGUAGGACUGAGUCCAUACACACCACACACCAGGACAGCCAGGUCACAACUCCUCAGGUUUCAUCCCAUACCUAGUUGCUGCUAGGUGAACAGGGAAUACACAUUAAGAGGCUCACCCACUUGCCUCACCGUGCCCAGGAGUCAAACCUGGCCUUUCUCGAUUGUGAGCUGGGCGUGCUAACCACUACUGUGUGUGUGUGUGUGUGUGUGUGUGUGUGUGUGUGUGUGUGUGUGUGUGUGUGUGUGUGUGUGUGUGUGUGUGUGUGUGUGUGAUUUGGGCGAUGCUAUUGCUGCUGUGUGUGUGUUUGUGUUAAAUGCAAUAGUUGUUUUGUUAGGUGUUGGUUAUUAUUGUUGUGAUUAUUAUUAUUAUUAUUAUUAUUAUUAUUAUUAUUAUUAUUAUUAUUAUUGUCAUUUUUAUUAUUAUUACUAUUAUCAUUAUUAUUAUUAUUAUUAUUAUUAUUAUUAUUAUUAUUAUUAUUAUUAUUAUUAUUAUUAUUAUUAUUAUAUAUUUUUUUAUUAUUAUAACUAUUAUUGUACUAUUAGCUGUGUUAUCAUGUGUGUGUGUGUGUGUGUGUGUGUGUGUGUGUGUGUGUGUGUGUGUGUGUGUGUGUUUGUGUGUGAUCUUGUUAUAAGUACUAUGACUAUGACUACUGCUAUUACUACUACUACUACUACUACUACUGCUACUACUACUACUACUACUACUACUACUACUAGGAGGAUAGGUGACUGUCCUAGCAAUGACUGUCUGUGCAAUACUCAGGGAUAAAGCAAGUAUGUGUGUGUGUGUGUGUGUGUGUGUGUGUGUGUGUGUAAGACAGAUACAGGUAUGUGUAUGUGUGUAUACUUCCAAGCCAUGUAUACUCAUAUAGAUGCAUGAAAUACAUACACAGGGUAGAGGAAAUGCAUACAUGCAUACAUACAUGGCAGUGCAGGGAGAGAUGAUCAUAUAUACACAAGAUAAGCACUUUUAUAGCAAUAAUACGUACAUACAUGUGCGUGUAGACAAUACUAUAGCAGUGUGUAUGUGUGUAUUUCAAUUUACACACACAAACAUACACACAGACAAUACUAGUGUGUUUAUGUGUGUGUUUCAACUUAAACACAAAAGCAUACAAACACACACAGACAAUACUGCAGUGUGUAUGUGUGUAUUCCAGCAUAGACAUACAAAUACACACACACACACACACACACACACACACACACACACACACACACACACACACACACACACACACACACACACACACACACACACACACACACACACACACACACACACACACACACA
Scylla paramamosain (green mud crab) is the source of this 2706-nucleotide messenger RNA. Its product is annotated as alpha-tocopherol transfer protein-like. Lineage: Eukaryota; Metazoa; Arthropoda; Malacostraca; Decapoda; Portunidae. Gene Ontology annotation, cellular component: membrane. The record is from RefSeq and is a predicted model, not a curated record. Gene Ontology annotation, molecular function: phosphatidylinositol bisphosphate binding.